Molecule: messenger RNA, 2493 nt
Organism: Myzus persicae (green peach aphid)
Lineage: Eukaryota; Metazoa; Arthropoda; Insecta; Hemiptera; Aphididae
Gene: NC2alpha
Exons: 7
Coding region: 332-2293 (653 amino acids)
Molecular function (GO): protein heterodimerization activity
Source: RefSeq, a predicted model, not a curated record
CAAAAUAGCAUAGAUAACACAGUUCCUCAAGUUUUUGUGAUAAUAUUACGAAAUUUGGUUUUUACCAUGCUGUGAACGGGCAGAUGUCAGAAAUUGCGAUUUUACUGGUGAUUUUGCGUCUCGUUACAAUCCUCACGAUUUGAUGAUUUCAAUUUCAGAUUUUUGACAUGUGGAAAGCACUAUACAUACUAUACAUUAUUAUCUAGGUCAAAUAGAAAUCAACAUUUAUUGCCCUUCAGUCGGUUUGGCGAAUAAAGAGCUUUCUUAUAAUAUAUGCAACAAUUUCAUCAGCAAAAUCAAGAAAAACAAAGAAACUUCACAACACAAUAAAAUGCCUAGCAAAAAAAGGAAGUACAACGCUAGAUUUCCAGCUGGAAGGAUUAAAAAAAUUAUGAGAAUUGAUGAUGAAAUUGGUAAAGUUGCAUUACCAGUUCCAGUUAUGAUUUCUCGAGCAUUGGAACUGUUUGUUUCGUCCCUUUUAGUCAAAGCCGGUGAUGUCACGGUGCAAAAAAGUGCAAGGACUCUUACUCUUGCCCACUUAAAACAAUGUAUUUAUUCUGAUAGCCGCCUUGAUUUUCUUAAAGAACUGGUGAAAAGUACACCUGACCAUUCUGAAGAGUGUAAUGAUGUUGCAGAUCCAGCCGUCAUACAAAAUAAUCAAGUCAGCAAUAAUGAUAGUGAUGAAGAAACAUCAUCAAAAACGAUCGAAUGGCACCUGUUAAGCGGGUGUGCGUGCCGGUUGACCGCUGCCGAGUUCGGAUGGCUGGUCGAGUUUCCUACGGAAGUGAACGCGUUGCCGGUCGACACGAUCGUACACUUGAGCGCGUUGCGUCUGCUAUUAUCCACCCGUCGCCACCGCAGACAGCACCAAUCGAUUGCAGACUCAGACUAUUGUCCAACCUUAGAGCGAGCUUGUUCUGCGACAUUGUCCAGCACAAUGUGGUUUAACCAAUUGCUGACAAUGUUGGCAUCUGUGGACGACCACGUUAGGUAUGUUGCCACAUGCGUGGCCACCGAGGCAGCACUAGGCUGCGCCGACGCCGAAGGUGAUUCGCUGGCAAACCUGAUUAACGGGUUGUUACUAUCGAUUACGACGACUGCGGGACGGUCGCGUACAGCAGCUGUAAACGUCCUAACACGCGUGCUAAACGUUACGUGCAACUACCGCCAGAUCUUAACUGUUAAAACAUUGUGUUGCCACGAUGAUGAUAAGACAGGACGUUUUACUGAUGUUAAGAUUGGCUGUGACACAAAGACGCUAUUGCUGGAUCAAUUGAAUGGUCGGUGGUUGGAUGUUGUUCGCGCCACAUUGCGUGAAAAUGGAACAGUGGUGGCCACCGAUUUCAACAACGGUCUUGCUGAUAUCGUCGGUUUAUGGACCUCUGUGUUUCGAGCGUCCCGAUCCGCCGGUUCAACGUGCCAGAACCGUGACCAGUUCUAUUCGGAGCUGCCUAGCCUAGAGUGGCUGUUGUACCGGACGGACGCAGAACCGCUGAUGUGGCUUAGCACGGUCCGUCUGUUCAGUGUUAGUCUGCAGAGAUGCGCGGAUCAGUUAAAUAACGACUGGUGGACGGCCGGAAAAGUGACCGUGGCCGGGUGUAUACUGACCGGCUUCACCCGUAGGCGGCUUUUAUACUUCAUGAGAAAAAUGGCGAGCGGUUUCGGUCCGGAAAACGACCGGAAAAGGGUUGUGUUGCAGGAAACGGUGCUGCUGGCUAUGCGGUCGUUGCGUGCAUUUGUCUGUGGCAACAAUCAGCUUCUCGGUUCCGACAAUGAUGGAUACUCCGCUGUGGUAGCAAUGAUUAGAGACGUUGUCGACUGUUUGGACUCAUACGUCAAAGCCAACUUGCUGUACACGACUGAUGUUGGGUUCUGCCGAUGGACAGUCCGCUUGAUGUGCGACCGUGACGACGCCACUAUCGAGUGUUUGACGUGUGCGCUGGACGUCGCGGAUGCUGUACCCGCUUUCCGACAAAUGCUUGACCCGUUCGCCGGCUUCGCUGAGAUGCUGGAGUGCGUAUCGUACGAACCGGACGUGUUGUUAGACUAUCUCAUUUCCAAUGAGAGUGACUUCCUGCCUUACGCUCUUCGCGUGCUAAAGGCUGCCUGCCUGGACGCCCGGUGUUUCUUCCAGAGCUGCGGUCCUGGUUUGGACGACGCUAUGGGGCUGCUGAUCAGACUCCGACUUAAGAUGCUCCGGCUUCAAGAAAACCACGUUUUUCCGUACAAUGUCAUGCCCAUCGCCAAACUGAUACAGCGCUGUGAAGAGCUGUACACCGAAGUUAUCUUGUGACUUAUAAUUUGAAUACGUACAUGGUGUGUUGUGUAGUUUAUGUAAGUACCUCUACCCAUGACGAGAACCGAUUUCCCAACUAAUCCAUAUUUUUGUAAUAUGUGCCAUUUAAGUCUUAAGCCUGGUUCGUUAAUUAUUUAUUUUUGUUGUAUUUGUUUAAUGAAUAAAUUAAUAUCAAAUAAAUAAAUACCUACUAUAUA